Candoia aspera is the source of this 4221-nucleotide messenger RNA. It is a transcript of the gene C1H1orf198, whose product is annotated as chromosome 1 C1orf198 homolog. The record is from RefSeq and is a predicted model, not a curated record. NCBI's taxonomy places the organism in Eukaryota, Metazoa, Chordata, Lepidosauria, Squamata, Candoiidae. The transcript has 4 exons. Bases 97 to 1098 code for a protein of 333 amino acids.
AGCGCCGAGCGGAGGGCGCGGCGGGGGACUUGCUUGGCGCUGUCGCCGCGCCGAGUCCCGGAGAUCCGGGGCGCGUGAAGCGAGGGCAGGUCGGCGAUGGCGUCCAUGGCGGCGGCGAUCGCUGCCUCUCGCACGGCGGUCCUGAAUGGGAACCGGCCGCUGGACGAGCGGGAGCGCAAGCGCUUCAGCUACUUCUCGUCGCUGAGCCCCAUGGCUCGCAAAAUCAUGGCGGAGAAAGAGUGCAUCCGCGAGCGGUACGGGCCGGACUGGGAGCGGCUGCCGCCCCGCCAGCAAGACGAGAUUAUUGACAAAAGCCUGGUGCAGCCCCACAUCCAGGCCCGGUACGCGGCACACCGAGGAACCGCCCGAGGCAGCCCGCCCCCGGUCUGCUACCCGAAUCUGCGCCUCAAUACCGGCCAGAAGGUAGUGCACUUCGGGGACGAGGAUAUCACCUGGCAAGAUGAACACUCUGCUCCUUUUUCUUGGGAAACAAAGAGUCAAAUGGAAUUCAGCAUUGCUUCUCUGUUGAUCCAAGAACCGGGGGCUGCAGUGCCUCAGCACGAACAGAAACCGCCCAGCAAAACCGUGCCUGGGCCCCCAGCCCCCAAACCUUCCCAGGGGGGUAAACCACAAAACUCAGAUGGGCUGAUACCAGCCAAAAAGGAGGAGGAGUCCUCGUUUUGGAAGAUCAAUGCUGAGCGCUCCAAGUGUGAAGGGGAACAGUCUGAGUUCUAUUCACUAACCCCAAGCCAAAUCAAAUCCAUGGAAAAAGGAGAGAAAACCCUCCAGCCUUAUUAUAGGCAAGAAUCUGGUCUAAAAGAGGCAACUAAAGCAGAGAGGCUUAAUGCUCCUAAGGCUGAAAAAGUGGUCACCCCGGUUCUUCCCACAACAUCCAUAGAAUUGGAAAAGCCUCAGUCCAGCCAACCUGCAGUUAGUGCCUUUGAUGCUCUCUCUGAACCUGCAGAGAAAUUGUCAUCUGCUGCAACCCAACAUGAAGGUGCCCAAAGCAGUUUUGUUCCAGAUUUACAAGGAUUUGGCCAGAGUAAUACAAGUAAUGUUAUCUUGAAGACGGGAUUUGAUUUUCUGGACAACUGGUAGACAAAAUAAUCCUUCACUGGGUUUUUGGAGAAAGAAAAAGAACAUCUCUCUCUGUUUUGUGUUUGGUUUCUGUUACUGGUUUUUCUGUGCCCUUUUAACUUUUUUCCCAAUUCUUUUUUAAUGUUACCCUUCGUACUAAUACUUUUUGUAGAAACCUGAUGGGUAUUUGUACUUUGAAAUAGUCCAGUGUUAGAAGGGUGGGUUUUUUUUCUGUCUUUUACUAAUUACUAUUCCGCAGGGUGAAUAGUCAUGUUUGGUGAUGAACAGGAUACAUUGCUUAAUAUUUGUAUGCUAAAGACAAGAUGUGCAAUCUAAUUAGAGAGAAAAUGAAGCCAUCUGACAGAAUACCCAUAUUUAUUUUACACAUUAAUGCCAACAGCUAAUGGGCUACCAUCUGUAUUAUUGCCAAGAAGACAACCGUUUAUGCCAAGCAGGGAUAAGGCAACUUGAGGCCAUCCAGACGUUUUUAAUAUGAUCUGUCUGAACCUUAGCCAGUAGGGCCAGUGGUUGGAGAUUCUGGAAUUAGUAGUCCAAAACCUUUUGUGGGCACCAUAUGGUCUUUUCCUAAUAGAGGGAAGAUGGAAGCACAGAGUGCAAAAACCAAAAUUCAGUACAUCUCUUUCAAAUAUGUCAUACAGGAUAUAAAUCUGCAGACAUUUUACAUGUUUAUUUUUAUACUGGCCUAUGUCACUUGACCUGGUUGCAGGGAAAAAAAAAAGAGCCGCAUUAGCUAAUAAUGAGGUGUGUGCUGGGAGGGUGUAUAUAGUUGCUUUUGUUUUGUUUUUGUGAAAUGAGACCUAAUGGGUACUCAAAAUGAUUAAGAUCAUUUGUUAAAAAUUAACGUAUUUAAUAAAAUGUAUUUAAUAAUAUUUUUUUUUACAAAACAUAAAAGGAGAAGAAAGGAGAAAAUAGCUUGGAGAAAUGUCAAAUACAUGGAUGGAGCUGCCUUUUGCCGAUUAAAACCAUCUAGUAAAGGGAUCUUUGGAAGAAAUAUAACAUGAAAAAGAACUGAUUUGUUUGAUCCCUUUUGGCAUAACAGCAGUGAACCACAUUUAGGAAUAUAGCUCUUCAUUCCCCCCACUCUGCCCCCAGUGUUAAAUUACUCCAACAUGUUUAUUGCAAGGCAUUGUAACAAUGCUUUCUUUAAAAACAAAGCACUGUAUCUUUAAAAAAAGUUUUAUGAUAUGACUGAUUUCUGGUGCUACUUCCUGUAGUGGGAAUAGAACUUGAGUGUAUCACAUACAUCCUGAUGUAUUAGAUUUUCUGUUGUAUAAAUACUACACAGAAAGUCUUUUACAUGGAGGCAUACUUUAAAGAUGACAUCCUUCACCUGCACCUUGAAAUGGUCCAGGGUAUCAUCUUCUUUGGCUACACACACAUAGACCAGCCUUGUCCAGCAUCUACAAUAUCCAAAAAUAGCUAUGCAACUGACAUCGCAUUUCUGUAAUUUUAAAAGGUAUUGUGCAUUUAUCUCCCCAUCACCCUCAAGCCUUAAUUCCCCUCUCUGCACAAAUUGUGAUUUCUCCAACCAAAUACCAAAGGUUAUUGAAUUUCUGCUUUUGACCUUGAAAACUGGAUUUCCUGAGAGAUGACCUAAUAACAGAGACACACUGUACAUAGAUACCUCUGAUGCCAUGUGGAAUUCUCACAAAGACUAUUUGGGGCUCUCUAUCUGUUGUCAGGCCAGCUACUUGUAUCCUCCUUCCAUACUAAUCACCAGAUAAACCUCAGAGUUGUCCAUUAUCCACACCUGUGAGUGGUGUGAACUCAAAAGUCACAUGUCUACAAAUUGUGUGUUUUACUUCAGACUACAGUACUUCCUGUUCCUCUGCUGCUGUCUUUAUAUACCCCAUUGACAAUAUCUAUGACUGAAAUUAAGAGGGAAGUUCCGAGUCCUGCCCUGAAAGGUAUGAUGGAAAUUAUGACUGGGUAGUGCUUUGAAUUCAGUUCCAAAAUUCAUGCUUUGCAAUGUGUGGAGGCAGGAAUAUAUAGCACUGAUACACAGCCCUCACUUACAGUCUGGAGCACCAUUUUGGAAUCCGAUCCAGAGCACUGCACAGCCCUAGAAAAUAAUAACGUGGAAUUAAUCGUGAAGAACACUAAGGAAAAUGCUCUUUUUGAGGGAGGUUUUAUGUGCCAUCACACACACUCAGAUAUUUGUGCUGAAGAUGGAAAUGGGAAACAGCAGAAGACUGUCUAUCUUCAAAUGCUUGCUUUGUCUUAAGACAUUCUGAUUGAUUGGUUGUUCCUAGUAACUAGCACCACAUUUCAUAUUGUGGGGAUGUUGCACUGGGUUUCCUGGUGCACACCUGCAUGGCAGCACAACUAUUAGUGUCAUAAGUGUGCAUUGAGUUGGGAUAGCAAAUGCAGAUAACUGGCAUUUCUGGAAUUGCUUAACUUUUGCUGCUGAGCAAGAGAGGGAAGAUUUUCAUUGAUGGCAGAGAAGUGCCUGAAGUUUGGUGGCAUAUUUGUUGCCCUGUUUGCAGUGUUUUUAAAGACACUGUAUUUAUAAAAGUAUUUAUAAAAGACUUUCAGAUAGUUUUUAUUUAAAGAAAAGAGAAACCCUGUUUGAUACUUUAAAGAGAAACAAGCCUUCAAAAAGGAAUCGGCAUAAAGUCCUUCAAGUCAAAGAUAUUUCCGAGGUAUGCUGUAUCUCUGGAUUGUAAAAGGGAGCCUUUUCCAGUCGUGUCAGAGCUGAACACUGUGAAGUGCUUUUCCAGCUCAGGGUCUCUUGUUCAGGUUGACCAGUUCAAGAAUUAAGUAAGUUCAGUUUGGAUUAACUAUUGCUUUCUGCUAUUUGUCAGCUAAUGUGGGAUAACAUCCUGAGGUCACUGAAGCAUCUUUUUUUUUAGAUUGCUGCUCUUCAGCACUGAAAUUGGGUAAACUGGGCCUAAUCCUCCUACUAAUGUAUCUAUAUCCAGUCCUGUUUAUCAUUGAUGAAGUUUUUGGGUGGAUUUAUUCAUUGGAACAUGCUAACAAUGUUUAUCGCCUUUCUCUUUAAUAUAGUUUCAUGUAUAAACCUGAUGUUUCUCCCUUUCUUAAAUGUUUUUAUUGAGGUUUUAUUCACAAUUGUAUUUGGCUGCAGUUCAUAUCUGAUUCUUAAUUAAAAUCACCUGACAUGGA